GGUUGUUGUUUUUAUUAUUAUUAUUAUUACUAUUACCAAUAUUUUCCAUUUAAAGACACGACGGCGUGGUGAACGGAUAACGUCACAGCGGGAGCGUCUCCGUCCUCCGCCCACUUAAAUCCACCUGUUGCGCCACUUGGAGCGGAGCGGCACCGAGGAGCGCAACCAUGGGAGGCUUCUAUUCGACUGAAAAGAUGGCCAACGUUUUCGCCUACGAGAGCUCAGAGCUUGACUGGUGUGAAGACAACUAUAGAUACUCGGAACAUGUCGUGGAGUAUUUCAACACGGUCAGCAGCUUUUUUUUCUUCAUCAUUUCACCCAUCAUGCUCUACCUGCUGCAUCCCUACGCCAAAACGAAGAGCCUGGCCAUCCACAUGGUCUGGAUCAUGAUGAUCUUUGUAGGACUUUUCUCGGCGUACUUCCACAUGACCCUCAGCUUUGUCGGCCAAAUGUUGGAUGAGCUCUCCAUCUUGUGGGUGCUAGCUGUGGGAUAUGCAGUUUGGUUUCCUCGUAAACUGUUUCCCUCUUUCAUCAAAGACAGGUCUACAUUUUCCCGACUCGUCCUUCUGAUCACCGUCCUCACCACUAUAUCAUCGUUUGUCAAACCCACAGCAAACGCCUACGCCUUGAACUGUUUUGGUGUCCACCUUUUGUACACCUUAGCUGUGGAGAUGAGAUGCUGCACUGACCAGAAGGCUCUGCGUCUCGCCAAGCUGUCGGUGGCUCUGUGGGUGCUCGCCAUCUCCUGCUGGAUUAGUGACCGUUUAUGCUGCAGCUUCUGGCAGAGAUUAAACUUCUGCUACCUUCACGGGAUCUGGCACAUUCUCAUUGUGAUGGCCGUAGCCUAUGCCAACACGCUGAUAGCUUACCUGGAUGCCAUUAAUGAAAUACCCUAUUUGCUGCAUGGACUGGAGUACUGGCCAUGUGAUAAAUGGGCCAUUGGACUCCCCCACAUUGUCCUCUCCAGCUCUCCGAAGACUCAGAAACAGUGCUGAUGAAUCAUCAACCUUGGCAUUUCAUUUGUUAUCAAACGUUCACGACAACUGAAAGCUUGUGAACGGCCUUAUAUCUGAGUCCUAGUGAUAAAUAUCAUAGUUUAGACUGAAUUUAUCAUUUAAAUCUAUAUCUAAAGCCACAAAAACAAUCAAGUCAAAGAUGUAAUUGACAUAAUCAAGGUAACUGCUUUAGUCAGAGUAUUUGUGUAACCAUCAAAAUGUAAUUUUCAAGGACUUUUUAAAGACAAAAUUGGCCUCAAAGUGGUGUGCAGCGAAUACUUAAUUUAAGGCUAUGCAAAGUGAGGCUAAUCUCAGACUGUAUCUCUACUUUACUACAAUCUCACUCUUUUGUAAACUCUUUUUUCACACUCUUUAGACUGCCCUCUCUUUAUACUCAGGAAGUGGGAAUUUAACCUUAAAUAAAUUCAAGCUGCUCCAAUUUCAAUGUCCAAGAUGGCUGCCGCCCAUGUAAAACAGUGAAAGUUGCAGAUGAGAUGUGAGCUUUUCCUUAACACUGCUGACAGUUCAUAUCACAUUAAAUCAGGGGCUUACAUAGUAUUGCACAACUUCUGUUUGUAAAGAUGAUUCCUUUAGUGUGUUUGAAUGCAUAAAAUGGAGAGAAAUAUUGACUUGUCUUGCAGCUAGU
Fundulus heteroclitus (mummichog) is the source of this 1641-nucleotide messenger RNA. RefSeq names its product alkaline ceramidase 1 (gene acer1). Gene Ontology annotation, biological process: ceramide metabolic process. Lineage: Eukaryota; Metazoa; Chordata; Actinopteri; Cyprinodontiformes; Fundulidae. The transcript has 7 exons. Gene Ontology annotation, cellular component: membrane. Gene Ontology annotation, molecular function: hydrolase activity, acting on carbon-nitrogen (but not peptide) bonds, in linear amides. The record is from RefSeq and is a predicted model, not a curated record. The coding region runs from base 168 to 995 and encodes 275 amino acids.